Messenger RNA from Vitis riparia (riverbank grape), 2013 nucleotides. Its product is annotated as 1-deoxy-D-xylulose 5-phosphate reductoisomerase, chloroplastic. The coding region runs from base 156 to 1571 and encodes 471 amino acids. The record is from RefSeq and is a predicted model, not a curated record. The transcript is spliced from 12 exons. Gene Ontology annotation, molecular function: 1-deoxy-D-xylulose-5-phosphate reductoisomerase activity; protein binding; NADPH binding. Gene Ontology annotation, biological process: isoprenoid biosynthetic process. Lineage: Eukaryota; Viridiplantae; Streptophyta; Magnoliopsida; Vitales; Vitaceae.
UAUCCUUCUCUCGUCCCACCUCUCGCUGUCUAUGCUAUUUGCUGUUAUUUCGAACCACAAAUAGAUUUCCAUUCUCAGUUUCGCUUUGGUUCUCUGAAAUUUUUUUUUCCUCCCAUUUUCUGUUUGGAUUGAACCAAAGUUCAAAGACGUGAUUGAUGGCUCUGAAUCUCCUCCCUCCGGCAGAAAUUAAGUUAAUUUCGUUCCUGGAUUCCACUAAAUCCACUCGCCUCCCCAAGCUUCCAGGUGGAUUUGUUUUAAAGAGAAAGGAUUAUGGAGCAACAUUUGGUAGAAGAGUUAACUGUUCAGCACAGCCGCCUCCUCCAGCCUGGCCAGGACGAGCUGUUCCUGAGCUGGGGCGCAAGACUUGGGAUGGUCCAAAGCCUCUCUCAGUUGUUGGAUCUACUGGCUCCAUUGGAACUCAGACACUGGACAUAGUUGCAGAGAAUCCUGAUAAAUUCAGAAUUGUGGCACUUGCAGCUGGUUCCAAUGUGACUCUUCUUGCUGAUCAGGUGAAGACGUUCAAGCCUCAAUUAGUUGCUGUGAGAAAUGAGGCAUUAGUCAAUGAACUCAAAGAGGCUUUGGCUGACUGUGAACACAAGCCUGAGAUCAUCCCUGGAGAGCAAGGUGUAAUUGAGGUUGCCCGCCACCCAGAGGCAGUCACUGUAGUGACAGGAAUAGUAGGUUGCGCAGGUUUAAAACCUACAGUGGCUGCAAUAGAAGCAGGGAAAGACAUAGCCUUAGCCAACAAAGAGACCCUAAUUGCUGGGGGUCCUUUUGUCCUUCCUCUUGCACACAAGCACAAUGUAAAGAUCCUUCCUGCUGACUCAGAACACUCUGCAAUAUUUCAGUGUAUUCAGGGUUUGCCUGAGGGAGCACUUCGGCGCAUUCUUUUAACUGCAUCUGGAGGGGCAUUCAGGGAUUGGCCUGUUGAUAAAUUGAAAGAAGCUAAAGUUUCAGAUGCUUUGAAGCAUCCUAACUGGAAUAUGGGGAAAAAGAUCACGGUUGACUCAGCUACCCUUUUCAAUAAGGGUUUAGAAGUUAUUGAAGCACACUAUCUGUUUGGGGCUGAAUAUGAUGAUAUUGAGAUCAUAAUUCAUCCACAAUCUAUCAUACAUUCUAUGGUCGAAACACAGGAUUCGUCUGUCCUGGCACAGUUGGGUUGGCCUGAUAUGCGUUUGCCAAUCCUCUAUACUUUAUCGUGGCCAGACAGAAUUUACUGCUCAGAGAUAACUUGGCCACGACUUGAUCUUUGCAAGCUUGGGUCACUAACAUUUAAAACUCCUGACAAUGUGAAAUAUCCAUCCAUGGAUCUUGCCUAUGCUGCUGGACGGGCUGGAGGCACCAUGACAGGAGUUCUUAGUGCAGCUAAUGAGAAGGCUGUGGAGAUGUUUAUCGAUGAAAAGAUUGGCUAUCUAGAUAUAUUCAAGGUCGUGGAACUAACAUGUGAUAAGCACCAGGCAGAGUUAGUAACUUCACCAUCCCUCGAGGAAAUCGUACAUUAUGACCUCUGGGCACGGGACUAUGCAGCCAGUUUACAUCAUUCUUCCAGUUUAAUGCCUGUUCCAGCAUGAUAAACAGCUUCUCCUUGUUGAUGGGAAUGAUGUCCUCUGAUUUAAGAAAUGGGGAAAUAUCUUAAAAUGCUGCCCAAAUCUAGGUCUUUUUGCCAAGGUAUGUGGUUCAUUGAGCAAACUGUACCAUAUUAAAUAUGAAGAAGAUUGCUGUCUGUAAUGCAUUCCCAUUUUCAUUGGUUAUACAGGUGUAGAUGCAUUUCGCAUUCAAUAAAAGAAUGUUGAUGGUCAUUCAAUAAACCUCUAAUUUCCCUUCGAAAAAAAGGAGUCUCUAGUCAUUUUAAUGGCAACAGAAAAGGAAUGAAAAAGGGUCCAAAGUUACAACACAUUUUCUAGUGAAAACAUGCCAUGUAAUUUUAAACUUCAUUCCAGUUUCCGUCAUAUUGGUUGGUUAAGGGUAUAUGGUACAGAUUGUACUAUAUAUUGCCAAGAAAUUUUCAAGAUU